This is a messenger RNA of Caenorhabditis sp. 36 PRJEB53466, 858 nucleotides long. NCBI's taxonomy places the organism in Eukaryota, Metazoa, Nematoda, Chromadorea, Rhabditida, Rhabditidae. The record is from the annotation of a GenBank genome assembly.
AUGGUAGCCGUCCAACGAACUACCAUUGAAGCCGUCUCCGCCGUCCGGCCCCUCAAAGUAAGUCGUUGCGGUCUUUUUAAAUCAGAAGUCAACUCAAAAUCUGAAAAACUGACACAUGUUUCGCGCCAUCUGGUUCCGAUGAAGCGAGAAACUUGAAAACAACAGCUAACGAAUUCCCAAUUGCAGAUAAUCUCCCUGAUUUGCCUCGUCAUCGGCGUCGGCCUUCUCAUCGUGGCACUCAGCUCGACAUCCUGGCUCAAAUCUGGCUCCUUCCGAACGGGUCUCUUCAAAGAAUGCACUUCGACCAACGAGCCCACCCAUGCUUCCCCAUUCCCUGGAGCCCCAUCCCCUGGCAGCUGCCACAAACCAUCCCGUAACUCUGGUGAGUCACCCCUUAUAACUUCGAUCACACUUUUCUGUCUCUCUUCAGGAUUCCUGACCGCCGCCGCCGUUCUUCUCAUUGUCGCCUUGUUCCUGACUGCUCUCUCCGCCAUCUUCAACAUUGUUGGACUCAGCAAAUCGGACGUCCGUGGAAAAUACAGAUGGUACAGAAUCGCGACGAUGAUCGCCGGUAUCUCAGGUACCCGCUCUCCAUCUCCAGCUCCCCCAUCAUUUCCCUUUUCAGUCCUUCUCGAACUCGUCGCCCUCAUCAUGUUCCCAGUUGCAUUCUACGUCAAAAUGGGAGAAUACGGAUCGCGCCGCAACUGGGAAGUCGAUUGGUCGUACGGAAUCGCCUGGGGAGCCACUCUCUUCACUCUCGGAGCAUCCAUCAUGCUCAUUUGCGACAAGGAGCACGAGGAGGUGUACUACAAGGAGAAGACGAUCUACAACCCGCCGCCCGAGCUCUCCGAUCGAUAG